GAAGGAGGAGGUUGCACCUCUGGAGGCAGUAGCGGAGUGAAUGACUAGGGCGAUGGACGGGAUGGCAAAUGAACUGAUUUGUCAUGGCGGGUGGCAAGCUGUUUGAGGUUAAUUAUUCACCCACCCAGGCAUAUUCUGACUGCUGCAUCCGCGGGGGGACGAGCUCUUGCAGCGGCGAGUUGAUGCCGGGCUGUCCCUGAUGGGCUGGAAUCAGGGAGGUGGACUGAGACAAGCUUCUCGGAGGCGGGGCACGCCCAUCGCGGCAGGAGCAGCGGAGCCGCCGGGAUCGGUGUAGAGCCGGACCGAGCUCGGGCCGGUACAUGGCGAGUCUGGAGCGAGAGCGCGAUCCGGGGCUACCCCCAGGCCUCGGCCUAGCGGACGGGGACGCUCGGGAUCCGGAGCGGACCUUCGGGAUCCUACGGCUUCAGGAGGAGCGGGGCCCGGCAGCAGAGGUCGGCUGGCAGGCCCCGGGCCCCGAGCUGGUCCGCAGAAGGUUAGAGACCUGCACGGUACCGGCUUCGGACGGUGACCUGCAACCUGCAGGUAGUGGCAGCGUGCCAAGGGACCCGAUGACCAUUGAACGAGCAAACCUCCUGAACAUGGCGAAUCUGAGUAUCAAAGGACUGAUUGAAUCGGCCUUGAGUUUCGGUCGGACUCUGGACUCGGAUUACGCCCCACUACAGCAGUUCUUCAUUGUGAUGGAGCACUGCCUCAAACAUGGAUUGAAAGUGAAGAAGUCUUUCCUUGGUCAGAACAAGUCACUGUGGGGUCCCUUAGAACUCGUGGAGAAGCUAUGUCCUGAAGCUGUGGAGAUUGCAUCAAGUGUCCGGGACCUGCCUGGGUUAAAGACUCCUCUCGGACGAGCUCGUGCCUGGUUAAGGCUGGCCAUGAUGCAGAAGAAGCUGGCGGACUAUCUGCGGUGCAUGGUUUUCAGAAAAGAUGUGUUCAGUGAUUUUUAUGAGGAACACGCAGUGAUGAUGCAAGAGGAAGGCACGGUGAUUGUUGGACUUUUGGUUGGACUCAAUGUGAUCGAUGCUAAUCUCUGUGUCAAGGGAGAAGACUUAGAUUCCAUGGUUGGAGUCAUUGACUUCUCCUUGUACCUGAAAGGUGAUAAUGAGAACAGUCGGUGCUUUGAAAGUGAUGGACAGAUUGCUGCAAUCCUAGAUCAGAAGAACUACGUGGAAGAGCUCAAUCGGCAGCUGACUUCCACAGUUGGUAGCCUGCAGGGCAGAGUUGCAUCACUCGAGGUGGCAAAUUCUAAACUAAUUGAAGAGUUAGCAAUUGCCAAGAACAGUAUCAUUCGACUACAAGAAGAGAAUCUCCAGUUUCGCAAUGAAAAUGUUCAGAUGUUGAUAACAACACAAAAACAUCUGGAGCUGGAGAAAGAGAAUCUGUCUGAGGAACAGGAGACCUGCAAGGGUUGUCAUCGGAGCCUGGAUGAUGUGUAUAAUGAGGCUCACAGACAGCUGAGAGCAGAAUCACGCCUGCGUCAGGAUGUGGAGAGUGACCUGUCGGUGCAGAUCAGUAUGAAGAAGGAGAUAGAGAUAGCGAUGAAGCUGUUGGAGAAAGACAUUCAUGAGAAGCAGGACGCCCUGAUCAGCCUCCGGCACCAGCUCGACGAAGUGAAGGCCAUUAAUGUGGAGAUGUUUAAGAAACUCAAGGGUUCUGAAGAUGGUUUGAAGCAGAAAAGUGAACUGAUGAGUCAGCUGGAAGAGAAGACUAACCAAGUCACUGCCGCAAUGAAGCGGAUGGAGCAAAGAUUGCAACAAGCGGAACGAGAUCAGGAGACGGCAGAGAAAGGAAGUUACGAGUGCCGGCAUGAACUGGGCAGCAAGGUGGAGACACUGCAGCGAGAAAGUGACCAGAAGGAGCAACAACUGAUCCAACUGGAAACUGAUUUGAAGAUUGAGAAGGAGUGGAGAAGAGCGUUACAGAAUGACCUGAAACGAGAGAGGAACACUAUCUCAGAACUGAGAGCGCAAACCCAGCAACUCAGCGCCCUGAAGAAGGAAUUCCUUGGAUUACAAGAAGAGAAUGGACAGCUUCAGAGGAUUUGCAGUGACCAGGAGCAGGCACUGCAGGAGCUGGGCUACAAACUCAGCGAGUCGAAGCUCAAAAUCGAGACCAUUAAAGAAGCUAACAAGGCCUUGCAGGGUUUGGUGUGGCUGAAAGACAGAGAUGCUGCCUGCUGUAAACUGUGUGGAAAGGAGUUCUCUAUCAGUACAAGGAAGCAUCACUGCAGAAACUGUGGGGAAAUCUUCUGCAACGCCUGCUCUGAUAAUGAGCUUCCUCUUCCUUCCUCUCCAAGACCUGUGCGUGUAUGUGACACCUGCCAUGCACUUCUGCUGCAGCAGUGUUCAUCCAAUACCUGAACUCUUAUGGUGCAAUUCUCACACUUUGGGCCUAGUACCAGGAGGCAGAAUUGGUCUUUAUAAAGUCUAUGCCAGCCUCCAUCAAAUAUGAAGAGCAGCUGGAAUGGGAUGGAAAAAUGGUAUUUUCAUCAUGAUCUGCCAAAUGAAGCAUUGUUCAGAUGCCAACUCAAAAAUGCUUAACACUUUCACCUUGUUAAUUUGUAAUCACAUUAUCAAUGUAUUUAAUCACUCACUAAUACAAUAUAUUUUUAAAGAUGAAAUUUUGCUGCUUUUCAGUUUAUUCAUGGAGGACCAGGUAUGAUUUUUUUUGUUCAUUGUAAACAUCUGAUGAUUAUGUGAAGACUAGUGUUCAUUAGCAUUAAAAUCAGUCUUUUGGAGAACUUAAA
Messenger RNA from Hypanus sabinus (Atlantic stingray), 2758 nucleotides. RefSeq names its product RUN and FYVE domain containing 2 (gene rufy2). Gene Ontology annotation, cellular component: cytoplasm. The record is from RefSeq and is a predicted model, not a curated record. The transcript is spliced from 18 exons. Gene Ontology annotation, molecular function: metal ion binding. NCBI's taxonomy places the organism in Eukaryota, Metazoa, Chordata, Chondrichthyes, Myliobatiformes, Dasyatidae. Bases 321 to 2372 code for a protein of 683 amino acids.